This is a messenger RNA of Cuscuta epithymum, 1420 nucleotides long. The record is from the annotation of a GenBank genome assembly. NCBI's taxonomy places the organism in Eukaryota, Viridiplantae, Streptophyta, Magnoliopsida, Solanales, Convolvulaceae.
UUAUAGUAACGAUAUGAAACGUGAUAUUAAUAUAAACUAUUUUUCUUUCAAAAAACCAAACCUAUGCCUACAAAGUGUAAAGUGUAAACCAACCUCUGCGAACAUCGUUUUCUUAGGUGAGGGGUUUGAGUCCCCAUUUUGUAUUUGAGCUUUAUACUCACGACUCAUCUUCCUUGAACAUCAUCAAAACUGAUAUAACUAUUUUUCACUAGUCAUAAGGAUUAGUGUCCGAUUUUAUCCUUGCUAGUCUCGAUUGGAUUCACAAUUUCUCUCCUAGCAAUCAAAUCUUAUUUGGUCUUUGUUCUGAUUUGCUUAUUCAAUCCCGUCUCCCAUCGUUCUUGUGCGCCACCGAUAUCUUUCUAGGGUUCCUCGUAUUCGAUUUGAGGUAUGGAUUGGGGCAACGUGACAACGGAUGAUCUGAUCGAGGCACUACGGGAGGUUGACUGGUCAUCGCCACCGCGUCCCUUCUCGGAGUUCUUCUCCCGAUUUACUGUCCCUCGCUCCUAUGCGAAAUGGAACAGCCGCCUUAAGUGCAAUCUCUACUACUACCGAACAAAUUAUUUCCUCAUGAUUGUUUUUAUUCUCGGAAUGGGAUUUCUCAGGAGGCCACUAUCUAUAGUUGCUGCACUUUUGACAGCUCUAAGCAUUGCUUUUCUGAAUGACAGCUUUGCAGGCACUUUUAAUGAAAAGGUCACAAGAACUGUCAGGCAGUUUUCUCCUCAUUUAGCCGCUAAAAUGAGGCCUCCCCUUACACCUGUUAUUCGAGGGCGCCCAUCAGCUAAACGAGCUAUAUAUAUAUGUGGACGACCCCGAUGGACGUUUGUCUUGGUAUCCUCUAUAAUGAGUAUGCUGCUUUGGUUUGUCUCCUGUGGUCUUAUAAUGGUGUCAUGGGCGUUGGCUAGUGGCCUUCUCGCCACACUUGUUCAUGCAAGCUUCCGAACUCCCAACUUGAAAGCUCGUCUAAACACAUUUCGUGAAGAGUUCCGAUCAGUCUGGCGCAGUUACAGUGAGCUGUAGCAUUUUGAAGUUUAUUGCAUGCUAAUCAAUCAUGGAGAUUGAACGUGGUGCACAAACUGCUGCUGGGUGCUAUGCUGAUGCGUUUCUUUCUGCUGGAGAUGGUAGUUUUUACCCGUUACUGGCCCCAUCCCUUAUUGUAGAGGCCAUUUGUAAAUGGUGUUGAAAUCUACUUGUAUGAUCUUGGUCCAUUGAACGAUAUUUCCUGAAUGUGAAAUUGCUGAAAACACUUCUCAUAUAAUCUAUUUCCCUAGUCUUUAUGGGGAAAAAACCAUUGCCACGUCUACUGUCCCAACUCCCAAGGAUGUCAAUCCACUGUCACGUAUCUUUUUCUUACAUUUGAACUCGUGUAUUUCAUGAGUCAUGACCCCUUUUUACACUUUUUGGAGUUUUAGCAUUUUUGGCC